This is a messenger RNA of Lotus japonicus, 1644 nucleotides long. RefSeq names its product serpin-ZX-like. The record is from RefSeq and is a predicted model, not a curated record. The coding region runs from base 1 to 1644 and encodes 547 amino acids. The transcript is spliced from 2 exons. NCBI's taxonomy places the organism in Eukaryota, Viridiplantae, Streptophyta, Magnoliopsida, Fabales, Fabaceae. Gene Ontology annotation, molecular function: serine-type endopeptidase inhibitor activity.
AUGUCGUCUUCUGCUUCUGUUGAGUGCCAAAUUUGCUUCAAGUAUGGUCAUACUGCUGCUGUCUGCGACCACCGCUUUGAUCAGAAUUUUGCACCAAAUCAGUCUAAUUCUCAGCCUUCCAAUCAAUCUUAUCCCCAAAAUCUGCGGCAGAACCAGUCUCAGUUCUCUAUGGCUAAUUCACCAUAUCCAGAGCAGUUCAACUUGCAUCCUCAAUUUCAGUUUCAGCAGAUCGAUUUUCGUCCUUCUUCUCCUCAGGCAGAUUCUGGAAGCACUGACUCUGGACCAACUCACCAUGUAACUCCAGCUCUCCAGAAUAUUGAUCAUCAGCUUGGUCCAUUUGAUUUUGAAGGUCGUCAUGAGAAAAUGUUCAACUUUUCUUCUCGUUUUAAUCCUCCACCUCCCUUUCCCUUUGAUAAUAUAAGAAGAGAGAAGAAAGCAACGAGGGAGGACAUGACAACAAAAUUGGUUGUGAAAAAAUUAAAACGCUUACCAGAAUCGACCAGCGAAACAGACGUUACUUUUAGCAUUGCGAAAUCUUUGUUCUUGAAAGAUUCUAAGGAUAAGAACAUCGUGUUUUCGCCAUUGUCGCUUCAGGUUGUGCUCAGCAUGGUCGCCGCUGGUUCAGAUGGCGCCACACUUGACGAGCUUCUCUCCUUCCUCGGAUCCAAUUCCGCCGACCAACUAAACUCCUUAGCCUCUAAGCUUGUCUCCAAUGUGCUCUCCGACGCUUCUUCCACCGGCGGCCCUCAUCUCUGUUUCACCAACGGUGUGUGGGUUGAACAAUCCCUUCCUGUUCACCAUUCCUUCAAACAAGUCAUGAAUACUGAUUAUAAAGCCACUUUAGCCUCUGUUGAUUUCUGGACUAAGGCAGGUGAAGUGAUUAGUGAAGUAAAUUCAUGGGCUGAAGCAAAAACAAAGGGUCUUAUCAAGAACCUUCUUCCUGAUGGCUCAGUUGACCACUUAACUAGGCUCAUCCUUACAAAUGCAUUAUACUUCAAAGGUGCAUGGCAUGACAAGUUUGAGUCCUCAAUGACUAAAGACGGUGAUUUCCACAUUCUUAAUGGCACCUCAAUCAAGGUUCCGUUCAUGGUAAGCAAGAUGAAACAGUUUAUUAAUGUUUUUGAUACUUUCAAAGUCCUUGGUCUUCCUUAUAAGCGGGGUGAAGAUCAGCGUCAGUUCUCCAUGUACUUCUUACUUCCGCAUGCAAAAAAUGGGUUGUCUGCUUUGGUUGAGCUGGUAGCUUCAACACCUGGAUUCCUGAAAUGCAAUCUUCCUAAUCAUAAAGUGGAAGUAGGUGAUUUCAGGAUUCCCAAAUUCAAAAUUUCUUUCGAUUUUGAAGCUUCUGAUGUUCUUAAGGAGUUGGGAGUUGUUUUGCCUUUCUCAGAUAAUGCAGAUUUGUCAAAAAUGGCGGGUUCUCCUGGGAGUCGAGGCCUAUAUGUUUCCAACAUAUUUCACAAGUCUUGCAUUGAAAUAAAUGAAGAAGGCUCUGAAGCUACCGCAGUCAGCACCGCCCGUGUCCGUACAAAGGGAUUACCGAUUCGAGUAGACUUCGUAGCUGACCGCCCUUUCAUCUUCCUAAUUAGAGAAGAUUCGAGUGAAACAAUACUAUUUAUAGGGCAGGUGCUCAAUCCACUUGUUGGGUGA